ACUGGGGACAACUCAAGAUUAUUUCUUCAACUUUGUAUAAAAGUUUUAGUUUUUCAGUGAAAUUUUACAUUUCUUUUUAAAAUUUUCGACAAAAUGUCAGAAUAUUGGCUUAUAUCAGUCCCUGGUGACACUAAGGAGGGCCAUUCUUCUUGGGAAACCUUAAAAUCACAGACUGGUGGGCUGUCGAAUAUUUGGAAAUUUCACAUCCCUGCAGAUCUGAAGGUUUGGACGUUUUAAUGUGACAAGUCACAAGACUUGGCGAAUUGUUUUUAUUAAAGUAGCAUUCAGUCUUUUCUAGAUGCGCAAAAUUGCAUAUUUACUAGAUUAAAAAGAGAAGCGUAUGAAAAAUAUGUAUUAUAUAAAUACUGUAGCAAUUUAUGACAUUUAAAUGACAUUAUUGUAACUUUAAUUUAUUUAGCAUUUAUGAUGCAUGCAAUUUUUUCCUCAUACAACUGACCACUCCAGAUUAUAAAGUUUGGUCUGCGUGGGAACCCAGAAAUUUGACCCGAAUGUUUGUCCGCACAUUUUCGAGAAAAUCCCAAAAAAUCUGCAUGUUUUUGAUAAAAUUAAUGUAUUUAUUUAAACUUGUGAGCUGAGAGGGAGCUUCGUUCACAAGGACACAAUUUAGUACCAUGAAUGACUGCCUAGAUAUGCAUACAAUGCAGCGAUUCUCUAACGUUCUGCCUUUAUUUCCGCACAACUGUCAUGCGCCACAAACAUAUUCCCCAAACUUCACAGUCUAGAACACUCUGACAAUAUGAUCGUUUGAAUCCAAGGAUGAUUGGAUGAGCAGUCUCAUAGAAAAAUCUUGCCUAUUGUCACAUAAAAUAUUCCAUGUUUGUAAUAAAAAAUUGAAUGUUUCAAUAGACCUUACCAUUCACUUUUGCCUUGUUACAUGUGGUUGUUUCAUGUUCACCAUGACAGACACACAUGGGCAAGUGUGUUAUAACCAAGAAGGUCAAUCAAUUUUGAUCUAGGCAAGAAGAACAAAAUCCAUCACCACAGCUAGAAAGAGCGUGUUAAAAUUAGUAAAAUAGCAGAGUUUGGCCACAAAUUGUUGUAAAAUGCGGAAAAUAAAUCCCUGCAAAAUUUGUAUUAAAUAUUUGUAAUCUGUGCGUAAUACAAUACAAAAUUUUCAAAUUUCGCAGGGCUAUAUUUUCCUCAUUUUACAACAUUUCGCGGCCAUUUCGCAACUUUACUAAUUUUAACAUGCUCUUUCUAGCUGUGGUGAUGGAUUUUGUUCUUCUUGCCUAGAUCAAAAGUUAGCCUAUAGCUGGAUCCAUUAUCUGAAUCUACUCUGUGUGACGCCAGACAAUUUUACUCAUCAAGGGGAGAGUCUGGCACUCAAUGGAUUAAUUUACUUUGUUUUCAAAAGGUUGGAACAUUGGACACAUUGAUCGGUUUAUCCGAUGAGUUGCAGAAACUGGACCUUUUUGUAGAAGGGUGAGACUAAUAUAUCAUCUAAAACCUAUCUAGUAGUUACAACUUCAUUGGUUUAAUUUCCUUUUCCCAACUGCAAAAUUUUAUUCAAUGUUCAGAAUUACAAAGAAAGUUGCACACUACAUGGCCGAAAUUGCUGCCGAAAGUGAAGUAAGUUCUCGCUGAUUUUGGAGUUCAUUGAACAGAAUCCAAACUACCUACCAAUGCAUUUUAAUGUGUUUAAUGCAACACCUGGCAGGGGAGAGACUAAUUAAUGGGUUAAUUUUUUUUCUUUCUAGAAUGGAACUCAACCUAAACUAAAGGCAAAUGGAUGUAUGGGAACAUUUUUGCAACCUUUAUUUUCUAAUAUUUAGAGUUCAUAUAAAUCAUACUUCUUUGAAUGUGCAAUAUUGUCUUCACAUAUUUGAAUUCCAAUUUCUGUAAAUCUUCAGUUGAUAGACUUAUGAUGUUAUCUUUAGGUGAACUGAAUCAAUAUGUAACAAAUUUUCAGUGGGAUGUUGCUAAGUAUCCAUUAAUCAAACAGACCACGCUAAGAAAUCUUGCUGAAAUCAUUGGCAAGGUAUCGACCUUUAUACUUCGUUUACAUGCUUUCAUUCACCCAGUAUUUCUAUUGUUUUCUGUUUUGACUGUCAACUCUCGCAUAACUCUUCCCAACAUUGACAUUCUUUACAGCAAGUCACUCAAAUUGACAAUGACCUCAAGGCAAAAGCAACAGCUUACAACAGUGUGAAAACAAGUCUCGCAAGCUUGGAACGAAAAGCGACGUAAGUCUUGUACAGGCCUAAGAUAAUAACUACUAAAUGCUGAUAUGAAUUACAUGAAAUUGAUAACUGAAAUGUAUACAUGUAUUUCUCGGCUCAAAUAUUUUCUCUAUGGAUAGGGGACCUCUACUUACGCGAAAUCUUGGCGAGCUCGUCAAGAAAGAGAACUUCAUACUAGAUUCAGAAUAUCUGACAACUUUAUUAGUUAUUGUUCCAUGGUAAGUUAAUUAGAUCUUUAGGAUUUGGGGCAUCUCAUUCGAUAUAACGAAUUGUUGAAGGGAAUUGUAAAUGUGUAGAAUUUUUAUACAUUUAUUAGAUUUAGCCAGGAGCAGUUGCAAAAAAUGCAACUAUAAACACUCUGGCAGGAAUCGAAUGUGCGAUUACGGUGCAGCACUAUAACCAACUGAGCUACAAGGACAGAUAGUGUAUAUGACAUGAAAUUUCUUAUUUUCUUAAAGGGGAAGUCAAGUCGGUAAUGUAAACAAACGGUUUGUUUACAUUUUGAACUGCUGUAUUUUUAAAAAUAUGAUGUACUGUCUGAAUAUCUAACACUAUUUUGGUUCGCUAUGCUUCUAAAUGAAUAUGAAAUAGAGUUUAUGUUCAGAAAAAUUCGAAACAUUCGAAAUUUGGGCAAUUUUCACAUUAGAGGUCCUCACAUUGUUAUGAGCAGAACCGAUGCGCAGAACGGACUUGACUUCCCCUUUAAAUGAAAGAACUCUUUAAGUUGUAGUGUAGCUUAUUUUUCAGUUUCUUGUUUUUAUGGUUUGUUCCCAAGAUGUUUCAAUUUGUUUGAUAUGUAAAUGAGUGUGAAUAUGUCCACUAAUUUAAUUUAUGACGUCACACUGGUUAUAAAUGUAUUAAUUAACUCUAAAAAACUGUUGAUAUCAGUUCACAUUUUUCUGUCACAUUUACCAGUGAGUGAAGUUUGAAAUUAUCAUCUUGGACGAUAGCAGUGAUAUUCAAGCAUUUUGAAGAGCUUGCAACCAACAUGACAUCAUAAAUUAGAAGACAUAUUCACAUCAUUUACAUAUCAAACAAAUUGGAAUAUCUCGGGAACAAAUCAUAAAAACAAGAAACUGAAAAAUAAGGAUGCAUUUUAAUAAGUUACACUUAUAUAUUCUUAGUAAUCUUGAAGAAGAUUGGAAGAAACAAUAUUGGAAACUUUGUGACAUGGUCGUUCCAAAUUCGAGCGAGAGACUCUUCACUGAUGGAGACUACUCGCUCUUCAAUGUCUGUCUCUUCCAAAAAGUUGUGGACGAGUUCAAACUUCACGCGAGGGAAAAUAAGUUUGUAGUUCGAGAAUUUGUUUAUAAUGAAGAAGCAUUGGCUGCUGGCAAAAAUGAAUUGAAUAAAUUGGAAUCUGAUAAGAAAAAACAGCUGGUUAGAUAUUAAGAUGCUAAUUAGUUAAUUAAGAUGCUAAUUAGUUAAUUAAGAUGCUAAUUAGUUCAUUAAGAUGCUAAUUAACUCAUUAAAAUGCUAAUUAGUUAAUUUAAGAUGCUAAUUAAAUAAGAUGCUAAUUAGUUCAUUAAGAUGCUAAUUAAUUCAUUAAAAUGCUAAUUAGUAAUUAAGAUGCCAAUUAAGAUGCUAAUUAAUUAAAAUGCUAAUUAAUUCAUUAAAAUGCUAAUUAGUUAAUUAAGAUUCUAAUUAAUUAAGAUGCUAAUUAGUUAAUUAAGAUGCUAAUUAACUCAUUAAAAUGCUAAUUAGUUACUUAAGAUGCUAAUUAAUUAAGAUGCUAAUUAGUUAAUCAGCAUCUUAACCAGUAACUCUGGGUUCACAAAGGUAGCUCCAAUUAAUGUCUUCAUUAUUAUUCCAGGGUCCACUGAAACUAUGGCUCCAUGUUAAUUUUGGUGAGGCCUUUAGUGCCUGGAUACAUGUUAUGGUAAGAUCAGACUUUACUAUCCAUUACUGCCAAUUUCUCCAUAUCUUCGUCUGUUAUUAACUGCCUAGUCUUCUGCCUCCAAGUCUAAUGUUAUUGCGUUUCCUAUUAUAGGCCUUACGACUUUUUGUAGAGUCUGUACUACGAUAUGGUCUUCCAGUGAAUUUCCAUGCUAUGAUUUUAGACGUGAGUUAUAUGUUAUCCUAUUUGGCGGUUGCUUAAUCGGUUGUUUGGUCAUCUAGAUAAUGUAUUUAAUUUUUCAAAAUCCGUUUUCCAGCCUUCCAAGAAAAUGCAGAAGAAAUUACGAGAUCUCCUCUAUGGUUUAUAUUCUCAUUUGGAUAAUAAUCAAAUAUUAAGUGAUUCUAAAGCAGAGGUAAGAAUGAGCUUUGCUCAUAUGAGCAUACUGUUUUUGGUACAGUAUAUACCGGGUCCCAAAAGAAACUGGACACUACAGUAUUUGAUUUCAUGUAACGUAAAAGCUAUAAAAGCUAUCGCAAUGAAAUAAAAAUCGUUGCAUUCAGAAAGGACUAACUUAGAUCUUGAUAUAUAGCACUUGAAUUUACAUGCAAUAUUGAGCGAGAUACAACCAAAAUAAAAAUAUUUAUUUAUUUAACAAGUAUGACUAUUGACUACAUCCGUAAUUAUACCAGUAAGAUUGUUUUAUGCUAAUUUUGGCAUUUUCAAAAACAGUAGUUCAACGUUCAAACGUCAAUAGUGCAGUCAAUAUUGCAUGUAAAUUCAAGUGCUAUAUAUCAAAAUCUAAGUUAGUCCUUUCUGAAUGCAACGAUCUUUAUUUCAUUGCGAUAGCUUUUACGUCAUAUGAAAUCAAAGAGUGUCCAGUGUUUGGGGGGGGGGGGGCUCCCGGUAUAUGAGCAUGCUCAUGAGUAUAAAUCCAUACGCCAUUAACUAUUUCUAAACUUCGUUCUUACAGCAAGUUGAUAUACCCGGACUAACACUUGGUCCUAAAGAAUACUAUCCCUAUGUCUGGUUUCAACUGAAAAUCAAUAUAUUCGAAAGGUGAAAUCUAUCAUGGCGGAAAUGAAGAAGUAAAAGAUUUUACCUGUCGUUUCAUUCGCACGGUCUUGCAUCAUAGUAGAUUAUAUAGUUCUAAAGACUGGCUGCUGUAUGGAAACAGAUCUUAUUCACUGAGAGCUGCUUUUGCAAGAGGACUAAACGAAUACACAUAACGAAUGAUUUGGAACAUUUAUUUUAGGACUCUGAUACUAAAUGUGAGCAUGUGUCCUUGACAAGUUUACCUUCUCGUAUGUGCGGUCGACAUUCAACAAUGGGCAAUUCCAUCUAGGCAAGAAGAACAAAAUCCAUCACCACAGCUAGAAAGAGCAUGUUAAAAUGAGUAAAAUUGCAAAGUUUGGUUGCGAAAUGUUGUAAAAUGAGGAAAAUAUAGCCCUACGAAAUUUGCAAAUUUUGUAUUAAUUUGUAUUACGCGCAGGAAAAUGCACCACAUUUUGGCCGAAAGUGGUGCAAAUUCCCGUGCGUAAUACAAAUUAAUACAAAAUUUUGCAAAUUUCGUAGGGCUAUAUUUUCCUCAUUUUACAACAUUUCGCAACCAAACUUUGCCAUUUUACUAAUUUCUAGCUGUGGCGAUGGAUUUUGUUCUUCUGGCCUAGAUUUUAGUCUAUAUAUAGCUGGAAUCAUUCAUUAGUUUUUCUUGAUAAGUUUUGCUGCUCGUUGUUUGUUAAACAUUUAUCUCACGUCAAGGCCACCUUUUGUUUGCCAGAACCAUAGAAGUAUUUCUUGUACAUUUGUCAAAUUUUCCUUGACAGCCGUACACACAACAAAUUUUCCUUGACAGCCGUACACACGAACAAAUUUUCCUUGUCCAAAAACUGGCAAGACUAGCUUUUGGAACAAGAUUCCUUGGCAAAGAAACAUUGACACUUUUUUGCCGCACACACGAGCAAAUGAAACCUAUCAAGGAAAAAUUGCCACUUUGCCAGUCAGCAUGUACUGGGUUUCAUUCUACAAAUAUACACAACUCUAUCACCUGUUAAUUUUAUUACCCAUAGGUCCGAUCUUUAGGUAUUUAGAAUUUUAAAUUCUGGAAGAUAAAGAGUACAGAAUUUGUUAUAUGAUGGAAUUUUACUGCAAUUUGCAAGUUGCAUUACAAAAAUAUGUUUCGUAGAAAAGUACUCUGAGUUUUGCUCCUUUGACUUUGUAGAAAGGUACAUUGAGUUUGGCUCCUCCGAUAUUUUUCAUGCGUGUUCAUUUCUUGGGUGUAAAAUAUCAGACCAAGAUCUCAAUCUAUAUAUGCGAGACUGCGAGUACUUUUACAUAGCGUUGGUGUGUAUCUGAAAAUGGCUUGCGAAUUGCAGGAGAAACAUUGCCUUUUCAAAAUUAAGUGAAAUUUUAAGCUUUACAUAUGAACGAAAGUAAUAAAGAACGUAAUGAACAGUCCUCUAUACUGGAACAAAAAUACAAUAUACUUGUACAAAAACUAAUUAAAACAAUUUAACGAUAAAAUUAAAAACUUUAGUAACAAAAGCUGUCAAGUGUUAAAUGUAACGUGUGCUGUUCAAGAAAUCCGAAGAUUCACAAUAUUGUUCACACAAAGUCGAGGUCACAGAUUCGACAUGGUUUCAGAGCCGUGCUUUUCAUUUGUCGUACAAUAACGAUAUGAUUAUGAUACAGCUAAUUCAAAGAAGGUUGCCCUUUGCAAACCUUAAACUCUAAACUCCAAGCGCGCAAAUCUUAAUGGGAGCACAAGUUUCAAGCUUAGUAGUUGAAUAUUGAAGCUUUUUGUGAAUGAAUUGUUCUCGUAAGGCGAUAUUUACCAUGUCUCUAAGAAAUGGGCCCCAUAUAUGAUUUCUAAACUCAUUAAAUUAUGCUCCCAUUAUGCUUCGCACGCUUAGAGUUGAAGGUUUAAGGUUUAGAGUUUUACGCCCGUAUUCUAAAAGCUCACUCACACUCAAUGAGUGGAGGUUCAAUCUGAGUUUCUCUUUAGUGUUAAUGCUGUUUUUGAAUAGCUGGAGGGCUAGUGUCAUACCUUACUCGGUGACUACUCACCCUCCAGCUAUUCAAAAACAGCAUUGACACUCAAGAGAAGCUCAGAUUGAACCUGCACUCAUUGAGUGUGAGUGAGCUUUUAGAAUACGGGCGUAAGGUUUGCAAAGGACAAGCUUUUUUGAAUUAGCUCUAUAUUACCUCCUCUGAUUCUUGAAAUUUAUAAAUAUCCCUGGAGGACAUCACACUCUGUUCAUCAGCAACCAUGACUGGCUUCAUAGCGGCACAACAAGAACAUCAUCUUGACACUACAUGGAUUUGUCAUCAACGUUUCGUAGCUGGUAAGCAUAAACUCUAUCAUUCUUACGCCAAGCUGAAAUCAAAUGGUUGAAAUUUCUUUCGAAAAUCUCCCGUCAUUUUCUUCUCUAUUUCCAUGGAAACUUUACAAGAUUUCCAGUCCACCCUCUCUUCCAUAUCCAAGACGGAAUGACUGGCCAACACUUCUCU
Molecule: messenger RNA, 7545 nt
Organism: Paramuricea clavata
Lineage: Eukaryota; Metazoa; Cnidaria; Anthozoa; Malacalcyonacea; Plexauridae
Source: the annotation of a GenBank genome assembly